Rotaria socialis is the source of this 1908-nucleotide messenger RNA. The record is from the annotation of a GenBank genome assembly. Lineage: Eukaryota; Metazoa; Rotifera; Eurotatoria; Philodinida; Philodinidae.
AUGGCGACUAGCAAAACAAAAUCGCCCAAAGAGUUAACUUCAUCGAACUCUAUCGAUCAAUCGACAAGUUCUAAUUUUGAGUCGUUCACGUGUUUAUGGCUCGAUCAAAGUGUCAACACAACACAAGAUAAUCUUGAAACUCAAAAAGAACUUCGUCAAGUCAUCAAUCAUCUUCGAACAUUCGAUGAUAUGGAUAAAUGUGAACAAUACAUUCGACAAAUUACUAAAGAAAAAGUCGUUCUUAUUGUAUCGGGAGCAUUGGGCCGAGAGCUAGUACCUCGACUUCACGAGCUGCCACAGUUUUCUGCAUGUUAUGUCUUUUGUCAAGAUCAGAAACGAAACGAAGAAUGGGCUAAUAAAUAUCACAAGGUAAAUGGCGUUUUCGUGAGUCGAUCGAAACUAGUUUCUCAAAUAUCCAAAGAUCAGCAAAGUCGUGCUAAACUAGAGGAGGGUGCUUCAAUAUCAAUCAUAACGGCCGGUUCUCAAUCCUUGGAAGCUCGGAAUGCUAUUUUCAUGUGGUUUCAACUGUUCAUCGAAGUACUUCUUCGUAUGCAUCAUAAAUCCAAUGAUCGAAAAGAACUUUUGGACAUAUGCAAAAAGAGUUACAGAGGUAAUCAGCAGGAGAUGGAAAUUAUUGAUGAAUUUGAAAAGAAUUACAAAGCUGAAAAUGCGGUUUGGUGGUAUACACGAGAAUCAUGUUUCUAUCGGAUGAUGAAUAAAGCAUUACGUGUUCAAGACUUUGAUAUGCUAUUUUCAUUUCGAUUCUUUAUUACUGAUAUAGCGAAACGAAUUAGAAAUGAACAUGAAAAGUUUAUUCGUACAAGUGACAAUCGAAAUAUAAUUCGUGUUUAUCGUGGUCAAAUGAUUGGAUGUGAUGAACUUGAAUUAAUGAAGAAGAGUAUUGGUGAAUUUCUUUCGAUGAAUUCGUUUUUAUCAACGAGUCGUAAUCGGUCGACUGCUCUCAAAUUUAUUCAAUGUACACCUAAGACUGAUGGUUUUCAACGAAUUCUUUUCGAAAUAUCAAUUGACCCUCGCUUACAAACGAAAGCUUUUGCUGACAUCGGCAAAAUAAGCUAUUUUCAAUAUGAAGAUGAAGUGUUGAUUAUGCUUGGUGCUUUAUUCCGUAUAGAAAAGGUGGAACAAAAUAAGAAGGAAGGAAUGUGGAUUGUUCAUGUGACGCUAGCAAGUGAAGAUGACUUUCAUUUGAAGGAAACAUUUUCAUACAUGAAAAGUACAAUUGGCGAGGAUACAGAUUUGGAUUCUCUUGGCAAAAUUUUAUUUGAGAUGGGUGAAUACAAGCAAGCGGGAAAAUGCUAUAAAAGAAUGCGCAACGAAGCUCAGCUGGCUAAUGGAAAUGCAGCAUUCGGUUUAGGUAAGGUGUAUAAUUUACGUAUGGAUGCCGAUGGAGGCCUCAAAUAUCUCGAAGAAGCAUUGUGUACACGGCAACAACUCUUGGGGCAAGAUCAUGCAGACGUUGGAGAGUGUUAUACCUGGAUCGGACGACUACAUUGGAGCGUUCGAGAAGAUUAUGAUGAAGCCUUGAUAAAUCUGAAAAAAGCAGUGAAAAUUCAAGAAGCAGUACUUCCACCUGAUUCUCUUGCGCUCGCUAACACGUAUCACAACCUAGGGACUACAUAUGAUUUAUUGGAAGAAUAUGAUUUAGGUGUAGCUUAUUAUACGAAGGCACUCAAAAUUCGAGAGAAACUGUUACCCAAUGAUCACCCAAGCAUUGCUAUGAGCUACAAUAACUUAGGGAAAAUGUAUCAAGAUAAAGGCAAUUAUACGAGAGCCUUACAAUACCUUGAAAAAUCAAUCGAAAUUAGGAGAAAAAUUUUACCACCUACUCAUGCAGAACUUAAAAGGACCGAAAAUAAUAUUCGUAAAUUAAAGGAUAAAAUGAAGCAUUAG